Molecule: messenger RNA, 543 nt
Organism: Suillus paluster
Lineage: Eukaryota; Fungi; Basidiomycota; Agaricomycetes; Boletales; Suillaceae
Product: histone-fold-containing protein
Exons: 4
Coding region: 1-543 (180 amino acids)
Cellular component (GO): nucleosome
Molecular function (GO): protein heterodimerization activity; DNA binding; structural constituent of chromatin
Source: RefSeq, a predicted model, not a curated record
AUGGCACAAACCGUACAGAAACGCAAGAGACCCAGUGGUGCCACACAAGAAGACGGUUCAGACGAAGCUGGACCCUCCAAGCGGCCCAAACACCCAACAGCGCGUAAGAGCACUGGUAGACAGAAACCCGCCCCCGCCUCUGUACGAGGUGGCAAAGUAAGACCCCAGUCGGCCGCUGAUGCAGAAGAAGAAGAGGGACAAACGCGGAAGAAACGUCGUUAUCGCCCUGGCACUCUCGCAUUACGCGAAAUCCGAAAAUACCAGCGGAGCACAGACUUGCUAUUGCGCAGACUUCCUUUCUCGCGUGUGGUACGUGAAAUCGCAAUGGAUAUGAUGACAGACACGAACUACGAGAGGGGAGAAGCUGGGCUACGGUGGCAGAGUUCAGCGAUCAUGGCUCUACAGGAGGCCACCGAGGCGUUUCUGGUUCAUCUGUUUGAGGAUGCUAAUUUGUGCGCCAUACACGCGAAACGCGUAACAAUCAUGCAACGUGAUAUUCAACUUGCUCGAAGAAUAAGAGGGCCAUGGGGUGGGUUGGGGUAG